Messenger RNA from Strongylus vulgaris, 300 nucleotides. The record is from the annotation of a GenBank genome assembly. NCBI's taxonomy places the organism in Eukaryota, Metazoa, Nematoda, Chromadorea, Rhabditida, Strongylidae.
AUGAAACAUUCGCUGUUCUCCGUUGCUGAGUCGUGCGAUAUCGCUGCAGCCUUAGAUGAAAAUUCCUUUUGCAAUAUUUUGGACGGUUGUCGCGUCUGUGUGGAAAUGGGUUGCUGCAAAGAGUCUUCUGAGGAUGUGCGAUCUCGCUUACGUCGCAUGGGUGCAAUAGUUUCACGUCGUUUUACCGGAACAACUACUCACGUUGUGUUCUCCUAUGGCGGUAGCACAGAAAUUUUACAAAGCGUAUUUGCAUCAUCGCGGAGGCCGUUUUUGGUUGAUCCUCAUUGGGUACAUGAGUGA